Molecule: messenger RNA, 3131 nt
Organism: Fundulus heteroclitus (mummichog)
Lineage: Eukaryota; Metazoa; Chordata; Actinopteri; Cyprinodontiformes; Fundulidae
Gene: map3k7cl
Product: map3k7 C-terminal like
Exons: 5
Coding region: 511-942 (143 amino acids)
Cellular component (GO): nucleus; cytosol
Source: RefSeq, a predicted model, not a curated record
UCCCAGCGGGAUGACUGUGUCACUCAAAACAGAGCUGGAGCUGUGGGCAUUUUUGCUGGCUAAAGUCAUGUCAUCUGAGACAUUUAAUUGGGCCCGAGCUGCCACAAGGGGACAUUGAACAGCAUUCCCGCUCUGCCCGCCUGCGAACUGAGUUUACUCCACUCCGCGUGGCUGAGGUCUGCAGAUAACACAUGCACGCCCAGACAAACUUAAGCAGCGGGUGACAUCAACAGCUGAGGCGAGCAAAGUGGACAUCGUCAGCUGAACUUCUACGCGACUCCAAAUAAUGAAAUGUUUUUAGUUAAAAUUACGGGUCAAAUUGAAGAGACACCGGUUGGGCCAUUUUUGCUGAUCUGGAUUUGCGCGUGAGUGGCAACAGCUGAUAUUAGGAGAGACGUCAAGGGAAGACCCAAAUCCUUCCCCGUUGAGGACCUGCUUGACUGCUUGGAUUUGGACUUUGGAGCAGGCUUCACAAUUUCCUGGCUCAGUUUGGAUCGGCUUCAGGGAUAAAUGAUCACCUCAACCAGAAGAGUCUCUCCAGAUAAAUCUGAAGUUAGAAUAGCCUUCAGCCUUGAUGACACAUCAGAUGUAAAAGAUGUGGAUGAUCUUUCACAGACUUUCCCUGACCUUGAACAACGUUUACAGCCUGUGCCACCUUGUAUGUCCCUAAGAGAGAGCGUCCAGGUGUACAAGGAGCACUGCAGGAUGGCCAGAGAGUUCCACCACGUAAAACAGGAGAUCUCUGUCCUUGAGGAACGCAAGCGUAAGCUGCUGGCAGAGCUUGUGGAGGACGAGAAAGUUGCUGUAGAGAUCGUCCGUCUCGAAGAGGAGUUUCAGCGUCUAACAGAGGAGAACCGCACCUUGGUGACCCUCCACAGUGAGCGCAGGCAACAGCUAGAGAGGCUUUGCCUCGCCAAUCAAACAAGCCAAGACCCCUCGUGACCUCUGACUUCCCAGAACCUGAGUCCACCAGACUUUCAGCUGCCACCAGACCAGUGUCCGGACAGUUUUCAUGCACAGUCUUUGAAUUGUCUAGUUACACAGACAGGACCUCUUUCUCUGGAUGAUUUGAGUCAUUUGUUUGAGCUGCAGAUGUAUGCUUGUCAUCACUGAGAAGUUGAGAAGGGUGAUUCUAGUCAGCACCGACAGAUUUUUGGGGCGCUGCUUUGUUUUUGUCAAUUUGCUGAACCAUGCUGGUCAUUUUUGCAACACGUGAACAGUGCAUUAACAAAGUGUUCACGGCAUGUUUUUUUUUUUUUUUUUUUUACAUUUUAUCACACUACAACAACAACGUUUAGUGUAUUUUGCUCAUACUUCAUGUGCUAGACCAACACAAAGUAUUACAUAGUUGUAAGAUUAAAAUACAUUUUUUUUUAAUUUUUUAUUUACAAACUAAAAAAUCUGUAUUUUCUCUUUGCAGUAAAUCCACUUCCCUUUGAUAGCCCUAAAUAUAGUACCAUGUAUCAAAUUGGCUUCCGCUGUCACCUAAUUAAAGAAUAGGAGUCAAUCUGUGUAAUGUGUAUUUGUGUUCAGCACCUCACUUUUAGCAUUUACAAUCAUAUGUUCCUGCAAUCAAUACUGUAAACCCUUUGCGUAUGUAUCGUAUAUUUUUAAAAGCGAUCAGUGGACAUCAGUUUCGCGUCUUGCAAUUGAAUUAUAAAUUAGAUUUAUGUCUGGGCUUUGCCUAGGACAUUCUAAAACAUGACUGUGCUUUUAUCAAAACCAUUACAUUUUAACGUUGUCUGUAGGUUUAGGGUGCUGGUAGGUGGUGUCACUCCCAGUCUAAGUCUUUUGCAGCCUCUAACGCAUUAUUAUGUUUCCAGAAUUGCUCUUGUUUUAUCUUCAUUCACUUCCCCACCAGAAAAAAUAUUACUACAGUAAGAUACUGCUCUACCCGGUGUAUUUUUUGCCACACAGCAUUAUAUAUACAGGCCAAAAAAGUUCAAUUUUGCUUACAUCUUACACAAGUUUGUUACCUCCUCUACAAGUUUUGUGAGAAACUUUAAAUAAUACAUCUUAUGGCUUUCUACAAACAAAUGACCUAGUACUGCUUUUAGACAUUUCUGCAGCUUUAUCCCUGAUCCAUCUGGUCUAGUCCUUGGUCUUCGCACUGUUUAUUCAUUUAUGUUCUUUAAUUAACCUCACAUGCCUUCACAGGGGAGCUAUGAGAUUGCGUUUACUGAUUAGGUGACUUUGUAGGUCAUUGGAUGCAUUGAAAUAUUUUAGGUAUCACAAUAAAAAGUAUUAAGCAUAAAAGGUCACACUUUUUUGAUUUUUAUUUCUAAAAAAAAAUUGUUUCACAAACAUCAGCUACUUUGAGUUGGUCCAUCGCAUAAAGUCCAAGUAAAACACUUUGAUAUUUGUUAUUGUAACUUGACUAAAUGUGCAAAACCUUUAAAGGUUAUGCCUACUUUUGCAAAGUAAAUACUGAACAUUCAUAAAUUGCAGUUUCAGUGAUGCGACCUGGUGUUUCAAACCAGUCCCAGGUCUUGUGGAAACUCAGCUGCUCUAUCUAAGGGAGCUGAAAGUGAUGGAAUAUGUUCCAAAUGGUGGCACAGAGAUCAGUGUUUAAAACUCUGUCAGAUAUGGAAAAAAACAAAACCCUUUGGAAAGAUGAGCAAAUAUAAAUAAUCGUCUACAGUGUUUUUGUUUGAUUUGCUGUCAAAGAUGUAUGCUUUCAUUAACAUUUUGAUCAUUUUGAUCAGUGGUGUAAAUGCCGUUAUUCUGUAGAUAGGGACGUGUACAACAGGAAUUGUUGUUUUUUGCCCUCCUCUGAAAAUGAAAAAAGCAUUUUAUUGUAACAGCAGCAUCACUUCCUUAGUUUCAUUUCUCUGAGCCAACACUGUUGUGUUGUGUACUCGUUGUCAACCUUACAGGGAAAAAGGAAGAAGAUUUUUUUCCCCCCUUAUGACGAAUGAGUUUUUUCUGGAAUUAUGCAACACUCACCUGAUUGGCUAGUUCAACUUUGCUUUGCUUCCUUCUUCUUUCAUAUCAUGUGACACUGGCAACUUCAUUUGGUAAUGAUGAUCAUAACUUGUGCUGCUGGGGCUACUUUUAGAGCUGACUUUCUUUUUCAAAACAUUGAUGGUCAGAAGACAUCAACUUUAAAUAAAAGUGGACAUGUGUUGCAA